AUGACGAGGAUAUGGGAUAUCGUUGUCAUCGUGGGCUUAGAUAUAGCUGCUGCAGUCCUCGGAAUCCUAGCAGGAGUCUCUCAAAAUCGGGUGUGCAGUGAGCCGAGCCAGAAAGCGUUCUGGCUAGGUCUAAGCGCACAAGUAAUAUUGUUAAUCUCCAUGCUCCUCGAAUUUUUCAAAGACCGUCCCUGUCUAUUAUCUCCACGCGAGUUUAAAAGAUCUUCUUUCAGUAAGAAGUUCUCCUGUGGUAUUCUCCUCCUCAGUGGGAUCGUAUCCACCGGUGCAAAUGUGGCGUUUGGGUAUGGAACGUAUUGGAACGGCAAGUCACAAUCCUCUUGUGGGUUCAAACAUCAUUUACUCACCAUUGGAGGGAUCUUGUGUUUUUUUCGUGCCCUUUUUUCUGUCGCUUGGUACGUUUCUAACACUGCUAAAGACGAAGCUGCUAACUGA
Molecule: messenger RNA, 450 nt
Organism: Eruca vesicaria subsp. sativa (arugula)
Lineage: Eukaryota; Viridiplantae; Streptophyta; Magnoliopsida; Brassicales; Brassicaceae
Source: the annotation of a GenBank genome assembly